Molecule: messenger RNA, 1614 nt
Organism: Gossypium arboreum
Lineage: Eukaryota; Viridiplantae; Streptophyta; Magnoliopsida; Malvales; Malvaceae
Exons: 2
Coding region: 288-1118 (276 amino acids)
Source: RefSeq, a predicted model, not a curated record
CAAAUUGAUUGUUCUAGUGGGUCAAAAGAUAGACCAAAAUUUGGGGGUUAUUUAGCACAUGAUUAAUGACGGGUUUUCUAAAAAUUCUUAGUCAAAUUAUUUCUAAACAUUCGCAGUUUUCAAUGCAGGUGUGCGACGAUAGAUUCCCUCCCUCUUCCUUAAGCCUUACUCCAAAGAAUAAUCUCUCUGACUCUGAACUCUGAUCUCAUUUCACCCUCUCUGCUUAAACCCCAAAUUAGGAUUUAAAAUUUUUAGGGUUAGGCCAAAUAUUUUCCCUAUUUUUUCCAAUGGAUUUCCAGAGGAAAAGAGUUCAGCUUCUGGGCUUCAUCGUCGGAGUCAUCGUUCUCAGUUACACAGCUGAAAAAUGUAGGCACCUGGUUGGAGAGGAGGCAUCAUCCCAAAGUGGGCAAUUUACUUUGUUAAAUUGCUUUGAUAUGGGCUCUGGUUCCGUAGCUUGUGCAGUGAAGGAGGGUGUGAAGCUUUAUUUCUAUAACAUUAGAUCUGCUCAUGUUGAGAAAGCAAGGAAUCUUGCAAUUGAGAAAGCGAUUGAGGAUGCAGUGUCUCAAGGCAUGGCUGCUAAAGAGGCUGCAAAACGCGCACAAAUAGAAGGGAAAAAAGCGGCAAAGUUGGCCACACGACAAGCCAAGCGCAUUAUAGGUCCAAUCAUUUCCUCUGGUUGGGACUUUUUUGAAGCUUUAUACUAUGGCGGUACUCUUGCUGAAGGAUUUCUAAGGGGUACAGGCACAUUAUUUGGUGCCUAUGGUGGUGGUUUUAUCGGUGAGCAAAGCCUCGGGAGAGUUGGUUAUCUGGUGGGAAGUCAUUUGGGGAGUUGGGUUGGUGGUAGGAUUGGACUGAUGGUUUAUGAUGUGGUUAAUGGAGUGCAUUACUUGCUUCAAUUUGUUCAAGCUGAAGAAAGCCCUGUCUAUGAAAAAUCAGAAGUUUCAGGGGAUUCCUAUGUUUAUGGAAACUCAGAUGCAUAUGAAUCUCCACAUGAUGAGAGCUCCGAAUCACAAGAAAGUGAAAAUCAUAAGGAUUCCUACAUUAAAGAAAGUUCAGAUGAAUAUGAAUCUCCACCGGACGAGAACUCUGAAUCGCAAGAAAGUUUUAGUUUCUGGUGAAACACAUCUGUAAGUUUAUGUUACCUUUUAAUUCAGAUGAACAUAUACAAAUAAACUGAAUUUUAGUUGCUCAAUUCCCAUAGAUGGAUGGUUAGAUACAAUGAUUUUAUUUUGACAUAGAAGUUAACAUUAGUAAUGCUUGAAUCAUUAGAUGUCUUGUUCUUAUAUGUUGGAGAGACAAAGAAGAAAUUUCUUGUUAGAGAUCCAUGCUGUACUUAUACAAACAGAUAUGUUCACUGCUAAAGGAGCCUAAAGUCAACUACAGCAGCUUAGAGGUAGAAACUGGACCAUUUAAGAUGAGUUUGGAUCAAGUUAGUUGUAGUCUUGUUUCGGGUUAAAGUCAGAUUUUAAAUUGGAUUAGUAUACUAUGGUGUAAGUUAAAUAUCAUUUCAUAGUUGGUAAAGAUCAUUAUGCUUAUUGUUAUCAUUAGUUUGUACGUGUAAUCAUACACUCAUUAAUUGUGGAAGUCAUCUUUAGCAAAUUUUACGAGAAAUAA